Cladocopium goreaui is the source of this 2127-nucleotide messenger RNA. The record is from the annotation of a GenBank genome assembly. Lineage: Eukaryota; Dinophyceae; Suessiales; Symbiodiniaceae.
AUGGCAUGCAAAGGCGCCGCCAGAAGCAAUGCGUCUGCACAAACAGGACCUCCCAAGGCAGAUUUUGAAGAUGCCAUGAAAUCGAUGAUGCAAGGAGGAUCCAGCCGACAGGGUGGUUCGGCAAGUGAUAAAAAAAGUCGAAUAAGGUACGCUCUGUCGGAAGCAAUUUGCGCUCACAACAGAAAGUUGCUUUCAGAGGCGCACUGCUUGGCCCUGAUGCGUGAUGAGCGCAAAGGCAACCUUCUUCUGCGAUUUAAAGCAGUGUUGCCUGAUUUGACCAUUGUCUCGGGUUCCUUGGGCCUACAGGCACUGGAAGGUUCAGCGGAGAGCAUCGCCACGGCGACUGCUCAGAUCAUGCAACACUUCUGCCAACCUUGGAAGUGUCCACCACGUGGCUCUGCCAAGGCAGAAGGCGUAGUGGAUGAAGACUUGUUGCAUCGAUUGAAGCACCGUGUCUCAAUCAUUGUCACGGAUGCUGCAUCGGCAGAACUCUUGGCAAGCGAUUUGCACCGCGGGGUCCGUCGUGCAGCCGACCAGACCCAAACAUUGGACAUUGCUAUGCCGAACAUCAAAAUCGUCGGCCGAGACUGCGCGCAUGCUACAUCGAGACUGCUAAAGCGACCGUUUUCCAAGAGUCCUACCUUGAACAGUCUCAUGCAGGAAUGGAUCCAUGGAUCUGAUUCCUUCUGUCAGAAAGUUUGGCAUUCGCCGCUUCUCAGCAAGUGGUGGGCUAAGGCCAUUGGACAUGGAGCGGAAGAGUUGGGAAUUGACGGUGGUUGCACCUCACUGAGUGCGGCCAAGCACCGUUUCGCAACCUUUCUGAAUCCAUUGUCUCGGCUUUGCAAAAACCUGCAAACGGUUUUUGACGUCUGCGGACGGGUGCAAGCCAUGCGAGGUGAAGAGGCGUCAUGGGCUGGAAAGCUUUGUCGCAACUUCAGUGGCUUCAAGGCGGCUUUACUGGCUUUGUGUGCUGAUGCUGCCUCCAUCUGUUCGGAUUUCACUCGUUACAGUGAUCGGGAAGAUAUGGACUUAGCAACAUUGAACCUGCAUGCGCAAGGGUUUUCAGACCGCGGACGUGCAUUGUUCGUCGAAGGCCAGGCGUUGACAUUGCCAACCUACACCAGGGAAUUGAUGGAACGAUCUGAUCCCAUCACUAUCAUCGUAGACGGGUUUGCGAAAGAGGUCAAAGAAUGGCUCUGCGUCGCUGAAGAUGUAUUGAAGCAAGAAUUUCCGAGCUGGCAUUUGCUUGCAUGCUUUGAUGUCUUCCAUUUGUCCGAGCACGGACAGAAGACAGACGUCAAACGAAGUUUGGAAAAAUUGGGCAAAGCUUUCCGUGUAUCAGAUGCAGGGUUAAAAGAGCAGUAUCAAAAGCUGCUUCCGAUUGCCUUGUCUAUGCACAAGCAAGGCGGGCUACCCAAUCGGGACGCAUGGAAGGAAGCCUAUGCUCGGACACGGCCAAGAAAUGCUUCCCAAGGCAAAUAUUAUGCGCCAGACUUGUUUGAAGUAUUGGCAGCUUACAUGGCAUGGACUAGUUCGUCCAGUGGGGUCGAGCAGCAAUUUUCCAAAGUGAAGAGAAGCCCCGUUGAGCUGUCAAGCAGUGCUGCAGACACGGAUCGCCGCAUGGCUAUUGUCAUGGGCGAAGGUAGCAAGUCCGAUGCCUGUCGGGCAGCAAUUGUUGAAGCAGCUCAGAACGUGUACUGUGACCUUUUGCGGUCAGGUGUGGCACGAACACGACAAUGCAAGAGAUUCGAUGCAGGCACUCAUCGCGCUGGCCGACAAGGGUCUCAUGCUCAGUGGAACAGAGAUCGCAAGCAGGCCUUGGACGAAGCUGUUUCGCAGUGUAGCACACCACUGCGUAGACCUCGGCAGGAGUUGCCGGAGUCGCUCGAAAAGGAAAGGGACUUCCAGAAAGAAAAGGAACGGAAACGUAAAGCGGAGGCUUUUAAUGACGGCUUGCUGUUAGAGGAUGAGGCAACUGACGACGUCCUUUUGUUAAAAGGCGCCGGGGAAGCCAUUCCGGGGUUCAACAGGACGCGUGUCAAAUGUUUCACGGCCAGGGACUUUAUCCGGUGGCUGGUAGGUUCUUGCCUGAAUCGACAGGCAAGCGCACGCAUCCACAAAUCAUAG